GGAGCACAUUGCUGCCCAUUAACAUCAGAAGGACAGCAGAUAGAAGGAGAAAGACCAGGAAAAUUGGUUUAAAAACGAAACGAAACAGGAAACCCAAAGACUUUAAAAUUUUGAUUUGUUUUAAUACACAGCAAGCAUGUGGUUCUACCUGGCGUUGGCAGUUUUGCUGUACUUUGUGAUACGGUCCUAUCGAGAAAGACAGCAGGUAGAUAACCUGAGAGAGAAAUAUGUAUUCAUCACUGGCUGUGAUUCUGGUUUUGGAAACCAGCUGGCCAGGCAACUGGAUGCUCAGGGCCUGCGGGUGUUGGCUGCUUGUCUCACCCAAACGGGAGCACAGCAACUGGAGAGACUCACAUCGAAUCGUUUGAAAACCACCCUGCUGGAUGUCACCAGUACCGAGAGCAUUGAGGCAGCGACUGUAUGGGUGAAAGAAUGUGUGGGGAACAAAGGACUCUGGGGCUUGGUAAAUAAUGCCGGACUUGUGUACCCUUUCGGCCCCAAUGAAUGGCUGACCAAAGAGGAUUAUAUGAAAGUGCUGAAUGUCAAUCUAAUUGGGCUGAUUGAUGUGACACUGCAUAUGUUGCCCUUGGUGAAGAAGGCCAGGGGAAGAGUAGUCAACAUGUCCAGCAUCAUGGGUCGACUGAGUACCAUGGGAGGUGGCUACUCUAUCUCAAAGUAUGGAGUGGAGGCUUUCUCUGACAGUCUCAGGCGUGAGAUGCAUUCAAUUGGGGUGAAAAUAGCCAUAAUCGAGCCAGGCUAUUUCCGCACAUCCAUGACUGAUACCCAAAAAAAUCUUGAUGUCCUGGAGCAGCAAUGGAUGAAAGUCCCAGAGCAAAUCAAAGAAAGCUAUGGCCAGGCUUACUUCGAUGCAUUUUACAAGGGGGUCAAAGACAAUCUUGCAACUCGUUGCUGCAAAGACCUCUACCUGGUGACUGACUGUAUAGAGCACGCUUUGAUAUCCCAAUACCCCCGUACACGCUAUUCUGCUGGAUGGGAUUCUCGGUGGAUCUUCAUUCCUCUCUCUUACUUGCCCACUUUCAUCACAGAUUUUGUGCUGACUCGAUCUUGGCCUAAACCCGCUCAGGCUCUGUAAAAGGGACGGGGUAGAAAAGUUGGGAGGAAGGAAGCCUAUGAAUAGAAGUUCCAACUGCACCUUUGGCAAACCCAUGCAGUUAAAAGUAUGCCGGUACCAGUCUUUGCCCACUGUAAGAGUGCUUCCAGACCAAGCUGAGAAUAUCUUCAUGCAAUUAUCGUUGCCACUUUCUUCAUCCAAACUAGCCAAGGACAGAGAAUGCUAGCUACCGUAAUCAUUGUUGGAAGUUUCUCUUUUAAACCUAGUCAAUCAUUGAUAUUCUGCCUCUGAACUUCUAAUGCUCCAUGGAUUAAUGAAUAUCCUUUUAUCCUUCCUUCGCAAAAAUAACAAAUAACUUACUAGCGUCUUCCCUUAUACACAUGUACUGCCCGUGGAUUUCUACAUAUGUGUAUUUGUGUAUGUUUACAUCAGUGGUGGGAUUCAAAUAAUUUAACAACAGGUUCUC
Thamnophis sirtalis is the source of this 1538-nucleotide messenger RNA. RefSeq names its product 17-beta-hydroxysteroid dehydrogenase type 6. Gene Ontology annotation, biological process: steroid metabolic process. The record is from RefSeq and is a predicted model, not a curated record. Gene Ontology annotation, cellular component: intracellular membrane-bounded organelle. Lineage: Eukaryota; Metazoa; Chordata; Lepidosauria; Squamata; Natricidae. Gene Ontology annotation, molecular function: oxidoreductase activity.